Molecule: messenger RNA, 1684 nt
Organism: Prorocentrum cordatum
Lineage: Eukaryota; Dinophyceae; Prorocentrales; Prorocentraceae
Source: the annotation of a GenBank genome assembly
CACAUGCCGAAUCUGACUGGUUGCCUCGGGUUUCCAUGCGGUGGCGCGGUGCAGACCCGCGCGCAUCGGCACGAGUCCACAGCUUCUGCCUGGCUCCAGGACGGCGGGGAAUUCGGCAGUCAGCAGCGCCGCCCUCCCCGCGCCAUUCGAGCCGCUCUGCAGGCACGGCGGGGCGAUGGAGCCAGGUGACGGCGGCCACGCCACCCUCGCCGCCAUAGGCGCCAUCGCGGCCGUGCCCGCGCUGGCGAUGGUUGGCGGCUCGUGCGCGAUGUCGGCUGCCGAGCCGUCGGAGGCGGUACAGGCGCGGAUGCAGCACUUGUCCGCGGGUCUGCUCAUCGGGGCCGUGGUCGCAGAGAUCUUCCCAAUCCUGAGGCGGCACCUCUACACGCAGGCGGGGGACGGGGCCAAGGACGUCCACUUCGCGAGCCUUGCCGCCGCGCUGGUGGGCGUCGUCGCGGCCCUGGGGCUGAUGUACGGCCUGAAGGCCCUCGAGCUCGAGGGCGAGGCGGCCGACGAGGGCCAAGGCGAGUGCGACGGCACCGCGUGCGGGGCUGCCGCCGGGAGCGCCGCCGCCAGCGAGCGGCAGGAGUCCGGCGCCUCGGAGGGCCCCCUGCGGCGCCCGCUGCUGGACCGGGGCCAGGGCGCAGGCGCGGAGCGCGGCCCCGACCGCGGGCUCCAGAGGGCCAUCGAGACGCUGGCCGCGCGCACAGCGAACCUGGAGCAGCUCGCCAACCUGGACCACGUGGACCGGGAGGCCAUCGACGAGGAGGUGCACCACGCGGACUUCCUUGUAGACUGCGUGCGCCGCCGCUGCCGCGGGGAGGGCAGCAUCGACGUCGGCGACGUCCCGCGGCUCCUCGCCCGCGCGGCGGCUCUGGCCGACGACAUCGCCAGGAUACGGCAGCUGGACCCUGGAGACCUGCCCGCCAUCGACUCGCAGCUCGGGGUGAUCGCGGCACGGCUGCGCCAGAUCCACAUCCACGCGAACCACCCGAAGUGCGCCUUCCGCCGCUGGGGCUCGACGACGUUGCAGGGCCAGAGCUCGCUCGCGGGCAGCCCAGGGACCGCCAGCGUGCUCCCUGCGCCUGUGCCCUGGGGCCUGGUCUUCGCCGUGGUCGUCGACAGCAUGGUCGACGGCAUGCUGAUAGGCCUCGCGGGCUCCGUGGCGCUGAACAGCGGCUGGAUGAUGUCGCUGGCCACCGCGAUCGAGAUGGGCUUCCUGGGCUACUCCUUCGCGUGCGCCAUCGCCAAGACCGGCCCGCGGAGGCCGCUCACCGUCGCGCUGCUCGGGCUGCCCCCCGCGGCCAUGACAGCUUCGGCGGUGGUCGCCGCCGCCGGGUCCGCGCCCCUGCAGAGCGGGCCAGCGUUCGCGGGCCUGAUCGCCUUCGCGCUGGUGGCGCUACUCUUCCUGGUGGUGGAGGAGCUGCUGCUCGAGGCGCACGAGAAGGCGACCGACGCCUGGCACGUCAGCAUCUGGCUGUACGUCGGUCUGCUGCUCACGUUCUCGCUGGACGUCGUGACUCACUCGUGACCUGGGGAGCGGGCUGCUUUCGCUCCUGCCAGGGCUCAUGCCUCUUGCCCAUGGCCUCGCCGCCCCCUCCCCUCUCGUUCGUUCAUCACGCGCUUCUCCUUGCCCCUUCUCCUCCCUCUCCCUCAUCGCUCCUCUGCGUCCUCCCCCCCCUCC